Tribolium castaneum (red flour beetle) is the source of this 1954-nucleotide messenger RNA. It is a transcript of the gene beta-PheRS, whose product is annotated as Phenylalanyl-tRNA synthetase, beta-subunit. Bases 137 to 1924 code for a protein of 595 amino acids. The record is from RefSeq and is a predicted model, not a curated record. Gene Ontology annotation, biological process: phenylalanyl-tRNA aminoacylation. Gene Ontology annotation, molecular function: phenylalanine-tRNA ligase activity; RNA binding; ATP binding. The transcript has 10 exons. Gene Ontology annotation, cellular component: cytoplasm; phenylalanine-tRNA ligase complex. NCBI's taxonomy places the organism in Eukaryota, Metazoa, Arthropoda, Insecta, Coleoptera, Tenebrionidae.
UCGCUGAUGCUGACAAUUGACCCAACCUCAACUUUUGACAUUGACAGGUCCCGCACAUGUCAUCGUUUUUUCAGUUGUGAAACACUUUAAACGUGUUCAUUUUUAGACAAAAACGUGAUAGUAAAUAAAAAAUACAAUGCCGACUGUGGGUGUCAAGCGCAAUUUGCUAUUCGAAGCCCUUGGGCGCACUUUCACCGACGAUGAAUUCCAGCGUUUAUGCUUCGAGUUCGGUCUUGAACUGGACGAAGUCACAACUGAAAAACAGAUGAUAAGUAAGGAACAAGGGGAGGAUUCAGCCCAGGCGGCGGGAGCCUCCGAGGAAGUCAUUUAUCGAAUUGACAUUCCUGCAAACAGAUACGAUUUAUUGUGUCUUGAAGGCAUUUCAUUAGGAAUUAAAAUAUUUCAGGGGAAAAUUCAGCCGCCGGUUUACAAACGUAUCAAACCGUCAUCAGACAGUAUUCAAAAAAUUCACGUCACACCCGAAACGGCGAAAAUCAGGCCUUAUAUCGUAGGCGCCGUUUUGCGUAAUUUAUACUUCACUCAAGAUUCUUACAACAGUUUCAUUGAUUUGCAAGAUAAGUUGCAUCAGAAUAUUUGCCGCAAACGCACGCUUGUCUCAAUCGGGACGCACGAUUUAGAUACAGUUCAGGGGCCCUUCACCUAUGACGCUAAACCACCUUCUGAGUUUAAGUUUGUACCACUUAAUCAAACCAAAGAGUGUGACGGCAACGGCGUUAUGGAGCUCUAUUCAGCGCACGCGCAGCUAAAACAAUACUUGCACAUCAUCAAAGACAGCCCUGUAUAUCCACUCGUUUUGGACAGUAAUGGGGUUAUUUUAUCCCUUCCGCCGAUUAUUAAUGGGGAUCACUCCAAAAUUACACUCAACACCAAAAAUGUUUUGAUUGAAUGUACGGCAACUGAUUUGACUAAAGCCCGCAUUGUUGUCGAUACUUUGGUUUGUAUGUUCAGCCAGUAUUGCAAAGAACCUUUUACUGUGGAAGCUUGUGAGGUGAUUACGGCUGAUGGUGAAUCCAUAACUUACCCCGACUUAACGUAUCGUAACGAAGUGAUCUCAGCCGAUAAAGCCAAUGCUGUGAUAGGCAUCAGUGAGUCACCGGAAAGUAUUACAAAGCUUUUAAAUAAAAUGUGUUUGAAGUCGGAACUGACUUCUGACGGAAGCAGUAUAAAAGUAACAAUCCCACCCACAAGACAUGACAUUAUCCACCCUUGCGACAUCUACGAGGACGUGGCUAUAGCUUUCGGUUAUAAUAAAAUCGUUCGCACUUUACCCAAAACAAACACAAUCGGCUCCCAAAACCCCAUUAACAAACUGUCGGAUCUUUUGCGAGCACCGAUCGCCCAAGCUGGUUUCACCGAAGCUUUGACCUUUUCUCUGUGUUCCCGAGACGACAUUUCAACCAAACUUGGCCUAAAAUCAGUGGACGAAGUCCCGGCUGUGCACAUUUCAAAUCCGAAAACUCUCGAAUUUCAAGUGUGCCGCACUACUUUAAUUCCCGGGAUUUUGAAAACAAUCGCAGCCAAUAAAAAAAUGCCGCUGCCGCUUAAAAUUUUCGAAGUCUCGGACGUCGUCAUCAAGGACCCAUCCACAGAAGUCGGGGCGAGAAACGAGCGCCGGAUUUGUGCAGUGAAUUGCAACAAAAACGCCGGUUUUGAAGUGGUCCACGGCCUUUUAGACAAGAUUAUGAUGCUGUUGGAGGUGCCCUGGAACCCGAAUAAGACCCCCAAAGGGUAUUAUCUGCAAGCGUGUGAAGAUUCGGCUUUUUUUCCAGGCAGGUGUGCCAAGGUGAUUUGUGACGGGAGCGAAAUUGGGAAAAUCGGGGUUUUGCACCCGAAUGUUUUGCAUAAAUUUGAGCUAACUAAUCCUUGCUCGUGUGUCGAGAUUAAUAUCGAGCCGUUUGUGUAGGGAUAAGGAAUAAAUGGAAAUUGAAAUUAA